ACUUCACAAUGACAUCUUCAGUGGUUCUAAAUUGUAUAUUACAAUCUUAUAUAAUUAUAUCUUUUAUAUCGUGGACUUCAGGAAGAAGCGUGAUACAGGACCCCUUGUUCUUUGUUGGACUGCAUCACUUGAGUGUCGCAACUAAUUUCGUUGUAUUCCCAUGCAAUGAUAAUACAGGCUUUCUAUUCUAUUCUAUAUCUGUACAUUACAUCUCAAUAUAUAUGAGAAUCAAAAACUAGCACCUUUCUCAACUGACCACAUGUUUUUGUUUCUGCGCCUGACAGUAGAACAUAGGCUACACAGUGAACUGGGUUCUUUGUCGUCUGGAUUUGUUUCUAGCUGAAAGUAACUCAUUUGCAUGCAACUGCAACAUGAAUCAUCUGACUCACCCUUAUUCCUACUGCACUUAGUAUUUUUAGCUGGACUUUACACUAUAAACAUCCACUCUAAGGUUACUGAAAGACAGUGGAGGUUUUGCACGUGUAUUUUAUAUUGCUGAGCUGAUGUUGCUCAUGAAUAGUUGCAAUCAUGUUAUUAUAUAAAGGCAUGAUAUUGCUUCAUUAUUAUCACUUCAGGUUGACAGAAAUCAUGUUUGCCAGUGGAAAAAGUAGGCGUGUCUAUAUGGUUUCGUGGGACCUUAUCUGUCACAAGGACCUUUGUGCAGCCUCAUUACUGACCUGUUUUUAAGUCAUCUGUCCUGUAAUGUGUGUGUGGUGCGUAGUGUAGCACAAAGUCCUGAAAAGCUCCGACCUUCCUCCUGCUGCUGCUGCUAGUCUUGCUCACCAUAAGAAUGUGGCUUUAUAAUUUUUUGCUCGGUUUUGACCUCAAGGGUCUGUUCCUGUUCAUUUUUAUUUUCAUCCUCAUAGCAGACUUCCUCAAAAACAGGAAACCUUCAAAUUAUCCUCCAGGACCGAUGGCUCUUCCCCUUGUGGGGAAUUUCUUUAGUGUGGACACUAAACAUCCACACAAAUAUUUUACCAAGCUGGCUGACGUCUAUGGGAAUGUGUUCAGUGUGCGCCUCGGAGGUGACAGGAUGGUGUUUGUGUCUGGGUACAAGAUGAUGAAGGAAGCUUUAGUGACACAAGCCAAUAACUUUGUGGAUCGACCAAACAGUUCAUCGCAACACAGGUUUUACUCCAGAGACACAGGAAAUCCAGGUGGUCUGUUUGUGAGCAAUGGUGAAAAAUGGAAAAGACAGCGACGCUUUGCCUUGUCUACCUUGCGUAGCUUUGGCCUGGGCAAAAACGCCAUCGAGCAGAAAAUCUGUGAGGAGAUCCGACACCUGCAGGAGGAGAUAGAGAAGGAGAGAGGUGAACCUUUCAGCCCAGACGGCCUCUUCAACAAUGCUGUGUCCAACAUCAUUUGUCAGCUGGUGAUGGCGAAACGGUUUGACUACAGUGACCACAAUUUCCAGACCAUGCGUAGGUAUCUUGCUGAGAUUCUUCAGGUGGAGGGCUCUAUAUGGGGUCUGAUGUAUGACUCAUUCCCCCGAAUAAUGAAGCACAUGCCAGGUCCUCACAACAAAAUGUUCAGUCAAUUCAACAGCAUUUUGGACUUCAUCAGUGAGGAGGUAAAGAGCCACAAGGAGGACCUGGACCACAGCAAUCCCCGGGACUACAUUGAUGCUUUCAUCAUUGAAAUGGAGAAUCACAAAGAGUCUGACCUGGGCUUCACUGAGACCAAUCUGGCUCUGUGCUCUCUGGAUCUGUUCCUGGCUGGAACAGAAACAACCGCCACCACUUUGCUGUGGGCUUUGAUUUACCUCAUCAAAAACCCUGAGAUCCAGGACAAAGUCCAGGCGGAGAUAGACAGAGUGAUCGGACAGACCCGACAGCCCAGUAUGGCAGACAGACCCAACCUGCCCUACACUGACGCUGUCAUCCAUGAGAUCCAGAGGAUGGGAAACAUCAUUCCUCUCAACGCACCAAGAAUGGCCGCCAAUGAUACGACACUGGGUGGUUACUUCAUACCCAAGGGUACAACGUUGUUGCCCAUCCUGACCUCUGUGCUGUUUGAUAAGACUGAAUGGGAGACUCCAGACACCUUCAACCCCGGACACUUCCUGGAUGCUGAGGGAAAGUUUGUGAAGAAAGAAGCUCUCCUGCCUUUCUCUGCAGGGAAGCGCGUGUGUCUCGGAGAAGGCCUCGCCAGGAUGGAGCUGUUUCUGUUUUUGGUUGGUUUACUCCAGAAGUUCACUUUCUCCGUUCCUGAUGGAGUAGAGCUGAGCACAGAGGGACUUACUGGAACGACACGUGUACCGCUCCCCUUCGAGGUUUACGCCAAGGCUCGCUGAAUUUUUUAACAUCUCCCCGAACCAUUUUUUAUCUAAACAAUGUGCAAGAAAUCAGACAAGGAAAACUGUCUUAGAGAAGAAAGCUGUAGUUACUUUUCGAUCCAAACCUUUUGUUGUCGUAUGACUGCCCCAUGUACUGAGGGCCUGUUUACUCUCUCUGUAAAUCUACGUGAUAAAGUUAGUAAAGUUAAAAUGUUCUGUAUAAAUGCAACUGUUUAAAGACCUUUCCCUUUGUCUUGUUAUCAAUGAAAAAUGUAUUAAGAUUUCAAAAACAUACGGUCUUUAUAAUUAAGCUGCAUUGGGCAAGUUUUCUUUGUACUAAUCAUCAGUUAAGUCAUUAAUAAACCAUGUGUGCAUAAUAAACUAAAGUCAUUAACAAACCUAGUCAACACAAUUGUCAACAAUGAAUAAAUUAACUGUUUAUUUGUGUCACAAA
Molecule: messenger RNA, 2729 nt
Organism: Epinephelus moara (kelp grouper)
Lineage: Eukaryota; Metazoa; Chordata; Actinopteri; Perciformes; Serranidae
Product: cytochrome P450 2J6-like
Exons: 9
Coding region: 791-2293 (500 amino acids)
Biological process (GO): xenobiotic metabolic process
Cellular component (GO): intracellular membrane-bounded organelle; cytoplasm
Molecular function (GO): oxidoreductase activity, acting on paired donors, with incorporation or reduction of molecular oxygen, reduced flavin or flavoprotein as one donor, and incorporation of one atom of oxygen; iron ion binding; heme binding
Source: RefSeq, a predicted model, not a curated record